AUGACCGAGCAGGUCCCCACGGGCAAGAAGCCUCUGCCGCGCGUCACUGUCAAUGUGCGCCUUCGGCCAAUACUCGACUUCCCGCAGCAUGUGUACCAGGUCCGCGGCAAUGGCAUUCUGGUGCGCAUGCCCCGGGACGAGGCGCACCCCUACAUGCGGUCCGCACAGUUCUGGUUCGACAAGAUCUUCAAUAUCGACGCGACCCAGGACAAUGUAUACACCGGAGUGGGGCGCCGGCUGACGGAGGAGUGCCUGCGCGGGCAGGACCCCUGCUGCUUCGCCUACGGGCAGUCAGGUAGCGGGAAGACGUACACGAUGUACGGCAACCUGGCGUCGACCCGCGACCAGGGCCUCGUGCCGCGCUGCGUCACGGAGGUCCUGGAGGCCGUGGGCGUGAUGAAGGACAGCGGGCACGCCGUCACCAUCACUGCCAACUUCGUCGAGAUCUACCAGGACCACCUGCGCGACCUGGGCAACGCGACGAACUUCUCCGACCUCCUCGGCAUCCCGCUGCGCAAGGCCCGGCAGAAGGAGCUGUCGUUCAAGCAGGGCAUGCCCGGGGACCCCCUCUUUGACUACGCGCGGCAGUCGCUCGACAUCAUAGAGGACCCGCAGACGAAGAACACGUACGUCAAGGGGCUGUUCGACGUCGAAGUGAACUCGCUGGCCGACGCGAUGCACGCCGUGCGCUGCGGGCACGCGCUGCGUGAGACGCACAUGACGGCCAACAACGAGACGUCGUCGCGGUCGCACACGGUGUUCAUCCUGAAGGUGCGCAUGGAGCUCGCGCAGGGCGCCGCGCGCACGGGCACGAUCUCGCUGAUCGACCUCGCCGGCACGGAGCGCGUCAAGAAGUCGCAGAGUUCCGGGCAGCGGCUCAAGGAGGCCACGCACAUCAACCAGUCGCUGUCGGCGCUCGGGAAGAUCAUCCUGAACCUGUCCGAGGAGACGGGGGAGGGCGAGAAGAACUACGUGCCGUACCGCGACACGAAGAUGACGCGGAUGCUGAAGGACUCGUUCGAGGGAGAGAGCACCAUCACCGUGCUGUGCUGCGCGACGCCGGACGAGCGGUCGCUCGAGGAGAGCCUGUCGACGCUCUGGUUCGCGCAGCGGUGCAAGUACAUCGAGGGGUCGGGCAAGGUCACGGGCAUCGGCGGCGACGCGGACCACGAGGCGCUGCGCAGCUACAUUGAGACGUUGGAAACGAUGGUGGCCAACAUGCAGGACGAGAACGCGGAGCUGAGGGCGCAGGUCGACGCGAUGAACCACGAGCUCGACGUGACGCACGCGCACUACAGCAACGUGCUGCAGACGCUCGGCGGCGCCGACGCGCAGGUGAAGGGGAGGAGUGUGCAGCUGGAGGGGGUGCCGGCCGAGGUGUUGAAGCGCGUCAACGUCCGCGCGGACCCGUCGAGCUGGACCACGCUGCGGCUGUCGGCGGGGGGCACGACGAACACGGCGCAGCCCUCCGUCCUAGCGCCGACCAAGUCCAACGCUGCGUCAGGCGCUUUCUCCCUCGCGGCGUUCGCGGCCGCCAAGGACGGCCCGAGCACGUCGGACGGCCCCCGCAUAUCGAACGACCCGGACAUCGCCCGCAAGGUCCGCGUGCUCGAGAAGUCGGCCCUGGAGAUGCGGAACGAAAACCAGCGGCUGCACACAGAGGUGGAGGAGCUGCGCACGCAGCUGGAUUCGGAGAACAAGAACAACACGGCGACGGUGAAGGGCCUGCGCGCGAAGAUCGAGGCGCUGGAGCGCGAGCGGGAGCAGAGCGACAGCCGCGCGCUGGAGUCGCAGCGCAAGGUGCUGGAGUUCUCGCGCGCCGAGGCGCGGCGGCUGCGCGAGGGCAACGCGGAGCUGCUGGAGCAGCUGGCGGAGCUGACGCAGGCCAUGCCGGAGGCGGCGGAGCUGCGGGAGCGGGCGCUCGCGCAGGGACAGGCCCGGAUGGCAGAGGCGACGGAGAAGUUGAAUCGCCAGCACCACAGAAACAUCGAGUCGAUCAACCGCGCGCGGGAGAAGGCGCUGAAGGACCUGAUGUACCAGCACCAGCAGGAGAUCGACGCGCGCAUCGAGGCCGAGGCGCGGAUGGCGGGCGAGCUGACGUCAGCGCAGAUCGCGGCACGGGCGGCGCAGCACGAGGCCACGGAGUCCGUCACGGCCGCGGACGCGUUCGCGGAGCUCGCGGAGGCCAUCAUCUCGCGCGUGGCGCUCGGGGAGCUGCGGCCGCUGCCGCCGGAGGACGUACACGCGCGGCUCCUGUUGCAACAGUUGGCCGCGGCGGACGCCGCGGCGAGGGAGCCGGACCUCCCGGCGGUGAAGAGCGACGAGGAGGCGGCGCAGCGCCCGCGGAUGCCGCUGGCGAGCAAGGCGACCGUGCUGCGCCGGAAGGCAGAGGUGCUGCAGCAGCUGGCGGAACGGUUCUUGGCGGUGACGCACGAGCAGCGGGAGAGAGAGGCGGCGGCGGCGGCGACGCGAGAGACCGCGCCGGAGGAGACGCGAGCGCAGCGGCGGCCCGCGGCGUCGCGGGAGCGCGCGCACGGCAACCGGCGUGGGUCGGCGGAGGUCCCCGACUCCCCCCGGAGGUCCAGCGGAGACGCCCCCGCGGGGGCGCCGCUGACAGGCGCGGCGAUGGCGAUGGCGAAGGCGCGGGAGGAGGAGCUGGAGGAGGAGGUCGAGCGUCUGCGGGCGGAGCUGCACAAGGAGCGACGCAAAGCAAUCACGCUGCAGAGUGCGGUGAAGUCGCACCACCGGGCGGCGGCGUCGGGGCGGCCGCAGAGCGCGGCGCGCGGCAAGAUGCUGGGGCCGUGGGGUCGGCAGGACAGCGGGAGCAUCGAUUUCGCGGCCAUGCGGCUGGGCGCGACGACAGGGUCAGCUACGCCGCUGGCGUCGAUCCACAAACAGCGGCUGUCGUUCCUGGACGCGCAGGGGCAGGGGUCGGUGCACUCGUACCAGAGCUUCACGUAG
Molecule: messenger RNA, 2961 nt
Organism: Pedinophyceae sp. YPF-701
Lineage: Eukaryota; Viridiplantae; Chlorophyta; Pedinophyceae
Source: the annotation of a GenBank genome assembly